Lithohypha guttulata is the source of this 1254-nucleotide messenger RNA. It is a transcript of the gene RAD18, whose product is annotated as E3 ubiquitin-protein ligase rad18. Gene Ontology annotation, biological process: protein monoubiquitination; DNA damage tolerance. The transcript has a single exon. Lineage: Eukaryota; Fungi; Ascomycota; Eurotiomycetes; Chaetothyriales; Trichomeriaceae. Bases 1 to 1254 code for a protein of 417 amino acids. Gene Ontology annotation, cellular component: Rad6-Rad18 complex; nucleus. Gene Ontology annotation, molecular function: single-stranded DNA binding; ubiquitin protein ligase activity. The record is from RefSeq and is a predicted model, not a curated record.
AUGCUGGCUUUUGCGCAGAAGCCUGUCGCACCAAUUACUGAAGAGCAGGAGCCAAGCAGACCCAGGAAAAGGCGGAAGAUUGAGUCCGCGACUAACCAGACGGAAAGACGCAGCACGAGAAGUCAAAGUAAGCGGAUCGCAGCUUCUGGUUCGCAGGCUGGGCAGGAGCCAGCAUCUACAUAUCAAGAGGUGGAGGACAGCGAACAUGAGGGUAGUGUAUACCAAGAACAUUCGCCACAAAGGAAGCAAACACAGUCACCACUUGAGCAAAAUGGAAAAGAACCUGAUGACGGUCUAGUAGCAUGUCCGUGCUGCACUAGACGCAUGAAAGAAGCAAACAUAAAUGCUCACCUCGAUCGCUGCAUCCAGGGCCUCGCUUCAAGCCCUGUACCUGAACCAACCACACAGAAUGCUACCACAACAAAUGGUGCAAGUUCGUCGCUCGCAUUCGCCCAACGGACCAAGUCUCCCGCGACUACGUCGCAGAAAGAUCGUCUACCAAGCAUAAAUUAUGCGCUUUACACAGAAAGCUCACUCAGAAAGAAGCUGAAAGAGCUCGGUAUAUCUGCGCUGGGCAACAAAGAGCUUAUGCGUAAACGACAUAUCGAGUGGGUCAACUUAUGGAACGCGAAUUGUGAUUCAGUGCGGCCACGAUCGAAGAAGGAGCUGCUCAAGGAUCUUGAUACGUGGGAACGAACUCUUGGGAGACAAAUAGAAAGAGGCAAGGAUGGUUCGAAUGGAGGAGUUAUGGUCAAAGAUUUUGACAGGCCUGGCUGGGCGAAAGCUCAGAAAGAUGAGUUUGCUGAUCUUAUCCAAAAAGCCAAGGAGAAGAGGCAGGCGAAGAUGACUACGGUAGCAAAUUCUGAUGAUUCUGAGGGACAUGAACCAAACGAAGAUACAAGGAUGGACGACACUUCAGAUGACAGCGACCACACCAUGCAGGCAUCCGACAUACCUACUGGCGUCGUGGAAGACAACGCCGCCCCAGGCGUCUCAAUCGCAGCAGAAAUCUCAGCACACAAAGAAAUUCCACAGCCUCCUGAUGAAAUUGACGAUCAAGAACGCCCAGUCCUGCCAUAUGACAAGGACGAACCCAUAACUCCUUCCAAGCAAAAAGUGGCUGCAGAGGCAAAAGAAGCACCCAUAGAUUUGACCUCUAGUCCCGCAGCAGACGCCAGGAAGCCGACGAAUUUUGAGAAUGUUCAGCCAGCUGAGGCAGGGACACCGAGAAAGAAGAAUUUGUUUUUCUCGUAA